AUGGCUACAAGAAUACUGUAUGCUGAUCGAGGAAAAGGCAUUGCUUACCCGACUGCCUCCAGCCAACGGAAGGGAAUCAGAGCUCCGGAACUGGACACUUCAGAUCUGGUGAGAGAGAACACGCUCACACUCAUAGGGCGCCUGACCAACCGGAGAGAACAAAGGCUAAGAGCUAUGUUCUCCUUCUUCCUGGACCGAUGGGAGCUAAAUAGUAGCUUUGAGGGUUCGGAUCUGGCACAUGACAGCUUCCAGCUGUGCUUCAAGCUAGAGGAGGACCUCCAGAAGGUCCUAGACAACAGACCAUAUCAAUUCGGGCGUUGGAUGGUCAUUGAUAUAUCCAUAUCUUUCAUGUUUUUACCAAGGGAUAUUACACACCAAGAGAUGGACAAGGCUCUUGUUGAUCUCCAGGAUAUUACACACCAAGAGAUGGACAAGGAAUAG
Molecule: messenger RNA, 441 nt
Organism: Microthlaspi erraticum
Lineage: Eukaryota; Viridiplantae; Streptophyta; Magnoliopsida; Brassicales; Brassicaceae
Source: the annotation of a GenBank genome assembly